AACCGGUGAAACACUAACGCUAGUGUCCAAUUUUUUGUCGUCAAACUCUCUGCUGCUGAUCCAAAAUUAUAUCUGAUCAGAUUCCAUUCCACCAAGAAAUCUCAAUUACCCUCCUAGAAAUCCAAUUAUUUUCAACAACUCCAACCAUGGAAUCUCUAGUUUUGUCUUGGGCAUCCGCUGCCAUCAUCCCAAAGUCAACCCCAAUAAUCAAUCCUCCUAGUCCUUUCGCCGACUCCUCUGUACCGAAAUUUCCGUUAAAACCAUCUUUGCGUUUACCCACCAUUACACCUCCUCGAAUUUCUUCAAUUCCACCAUCCAGUGAAGAACACCCACUCCCAGAUUCCCCGGUUCCAGAACUUAGGGUGCCACACCAUUGGCUGCUCCCUUCCAAAGCUUUAGAGGAAUCAGAGUGGCUUAGGGUUACACUGCACAAAUGGUUGGAUGAUGAGUACUGCCCCGAGCCAACCAAUGUGGAGAUUAGCAAGGUUGCUGCUCGCUCAUAUUAUGAAUCUUUGUUAGAGAAACAAACAGAUGUAGGUGAGAUUUUGUUGAAGAUGGCACAUGAAUUGGAAUCUAUUUCCUAUCAGGAAAGCUUUCAUGGUGCAUUCUCAUCAGCAAAUGCAGCUGUCAACUUGAUAGUCCAACGCAUAGAGCAGGCCUAGUCUUUUAAUUUGGUCCAAUGUUUUCAAGUAACUGUCUAGAUUUAUUACUGCAUCCUGCUCCUUCGGUUGUUAAUAUUCCUUUAGUUAUGUAUGGCAGGGUGCACUCUUAUACCCUUCAUGACAGUUUGAUAUUGAGAUCUCUGGUGUAAUAUCUCAACUUUAUAAAUCAUCCUCAGUACCAUGUUAAUGGUAAUAUUAAGAACAAUAAGUGUAUUGGCAUGGAAGAAGUUGAAUAUAUGAAAUUAUCUUAUUCUUAAA
Molecule: messenger RNA, 920 nt
Organism: Mangifera indica (mango)
Lineage: Eukaryota; Viridiplantae; Streptophyta; Magnoliopsida; Sapindales; Anacardiaceae
Exons: 2
Coding region: 147-662 (171 amino acids)
Source: RefSeq, a predicted model, not a curated record